This is a messenger RNA of Striga hermonthica, 654 nucleotides long. NCBI's taxonomy places the organism in Eukaryota, Viridiplantae, Streptophyta, Magnoliopsida, Lamiales, Orobanchaceae. The record is from the annotation of a GenBank genome assembly.
AUGGAAAUUAACAUUAUAUUGUUGCUUGUGUGCCUAAUUUCUUUCAUAGGAUUCGGUCGAUCGGAUCCUGAGCCGCUCAACGAUUAUUGUGUUGCAGACACUAAAAACAGUCGUGGUUUUUUCUCAAACGGUGUGCCAUGCAUCGAUCCAGACGACACGUUGGCUUCACAUUUCGCGACAUCGGCGCUUUCAAGGCCCGGCAAAAUGAAUCAAUUCGGAUUCAACGUGACCCUCACAAACGUUAAUAACCUACCGGGGAUCAACACUUUCGGGUUGGUCAUGGCCCGAAUCGACAUUGAGGUCAACGGCCUCGUGCCACCUCACUCCCACCCGAGGGCAUCGGAGCUCGUCAUUUUGCAAGAGGGCUCCCUCUUAGUUGGUUUUGUGGAUACUACCAACCGUCUCUAUACGCAGAUUUUACGUCCGGGCGACUCUUUCGUGUUUCCAAAAGGUCUAAUUCACUUUCUGUAUAAUACCGAUUUGGUGAAACCGGCUUUUGCGGUGUCGGGACUCAAUAGUCAGAAUCCGGGGGCUCAAAUAUCGUCUCUAGCCACAUUCACAUCGAAUCCUAAUUUGCCCGACGAUGUAUUGAAGAAGGCCUUCAAGAUAACCGGUCAAGAUGUCAUGAGAAUUAGGAAGAACCUUGGUGGAUGA